Molecule: messenger RNA, 462 nt
Organism: Lachancea fermentati
Lineage: Eukaryota; Fungi; Ascomycota; Saccharomycetes; Saccharomycetales; Saccharomycetaceae
Source: the annotation of a GenBank genome assembly
AUGAGUGUGGCGGAAUCAUCAGCUGCUCAGGCCGUCAAGCAGGCCGCGCCUCGCCUGCCGAUCUCCAAGUGUAAGCGAAUCGCCAAGACCGACCCCGAAUACAUGCUCACGUCGCAGGGCGCAAGCGCAGCUGUCGCGUUCGCGACCGAGCUGUUUGUGCAGGCACUGGCAGAAGACGCACUGGCGCGUUCGCAACUGGAGCGUGCCAGCGGUGCGCGUCUGCGGCUGCAAUAUGACGAACUUGCACAAUGCGUCGCGACCAUGGACCGCUAUUCGUUUCUGAGCGACGUGGUACCUCAGACUCAAUCUCUUGCUGCGCUCACACGCGAGAAUCGUGUACGUUACACAACGCUCGCGCCGGGCCAGACCACUUUACCGUUCAGAGCGCGCGAUGACCCCGGGGACGCGGACGAGCAAGGCCAAGAUCAGGGCGAAGACGACGAUAACGAGCAAGAGUCCUGA